CAGCCGCCAGCAGACCAAGAAAACCUAGAACUAAAUAAGAGGCCAUAAGAGGGCAAAAUCCCCGUUCGUUUGGGGAUUCGAAUGCUGUGAAUUUUGUGCACGCUUUUCUCUUCACCCCCCUCCACCCCAUCCUACCCGCCACCCGUGACAUGGAUUCGGCGGAUUUGGGUUAUUCCUCUCCUCGUGAUGGCGGCUCGAAGCCGUCGUUUCACCCUGAUUCCCCGUCGGCUGAUGAUAAGGAGAAAACCACACACAUAAGAUUCCUUGUGUCAAAUACUUCAGCUGGUUCAAUCAUUGGAAAGGGAGGAUCAACCAUUACUGAUUUUCAGUCACAAUCUGGGGCUCGCAUUCAGUUAUCAAGAAACCAUGAAUUCUUUCCUGGAACGCCUGAUAGGAUUAUCAUGCUUUCGGGAGGAUUUAAUGAAAUUUUUAAGGCGAUGGAGUUAAUUCUUGAGAAAUUGUUGAAUGAGGAUGAAGAAAAUCAUGAGGCUGAUACUAGGAUGAAAGUGAGACUUAUUGUUCCAAAUAGUUCAUGUGGUGCCAUUAUUGGAAAAGGUGGAUCUACCAUAAAGUCGUUUAUUGAAGAAUCCCAGGCUGACAUCAAGAUAUCACCUCAAGAUAAUAAUUAUGCUGGGUUCACUGAUAGGCUAGUUACUGUGACUGGAUCCUUGGAAGAACAAUUAAGAGCAAUCUAUCUAAUAAUGUCAAAGUUAGCAGAAGAUGCUCAUUACCCACAAUCAUUGAAUUCACCAUUUCCAUAUGGAGGGGCAAAUUUUUCUGCCUUCCCCGCUGCUCCUGUUGGCUACGUGAUACCUUCUAUGUCUUAUAAUGCAACAAAUUACGGGCCUAAUGGCAUUGGAGGAAGACACACUGGUUCCAAGGGGGCAACUUCUGCAAGGUCACCUGCGGGGACCGCCGAUGCCCAAGGAAGUUCAGUGACCUUCGGUGUGGCAGAUGAACAUAUUGGAGCUGUAGUAGGUCGUGGAGGCAGAAACAUUAUGGAAAUUACUCAGAUUAGCGGUGCCAAGAUCAAAAUUUCAGAUAGAGGAGAUUUCAUGUCUGGCACUUCAGAUAGAAAGGUAACAAUUACUGGAGCCCCGGAAGCGAUUCGUACAGCUGAGGCUUUGAUAAUGCAGAGGGUUUCCGCUAAUACUGAGAGGUGAUAUUUCGUGCCUGUUGACUGGCUUCUGUCAUCCUUAUCCGGUUCCAGCUUUUGGGGAUUUUCUCACGCUUGGUUUUAUGAGAUUUUGCGGAAAUUUCUGUCGGAUGACAUGAAAAAAAACUCGCACAUUGGGUGGAAAUAUAUAUAAAGCUGAGAUUGUACUGUUGUAUUGGUUCUGUUUUUUGACCGUUGAGAUGGUAAGCCUUUUCAUGCUGUUGAAUUUAUACGAAUUUAAAGCUUUUAAAUUCAAAUUUGUGGCUUGAAUUUUUUA
Phalaenopsis equestris is the source of this 1433-nucleotide messenger RNA. RefSeq names its product protein BTR1. The record is from RefSeq and is a predicted model, not a curated record. Lineage: Eukaryota; Viridiplantae; Streptophyta; Magnoliopsida; Asparagales; Orchidaceae. Gene Ontology annotation, molecular function: mRNA binding. Bases 150 to 1163 code for a protein of 337 amino acids. Gene Ontology annotation, biological process: regulation of gene expression. Gene Ontology annotation, cellular component: cytoplasm; cytosol. The transcript has 8 exons.